Molecule: messenger RNA, 747 nt
Organism: Puma concolor (puma)
Lineage: Eukaryota; Metazoa; Chordata; Mammalia; Carnivora; Felidae
Gene: TEX35
Product: testis expressed 35
Cellular component (GO): nucleus
Source: RefSeq, a predicted model, not a curated record
AUGUCGGCCAAGAGGGCAGAACUGAAGAAAUCAAACCUGAGCAAGAACUACAAGGCAAUGUGCCUGGAACUGAAGCCCGAGCCGACCAAAGUAAGAAGCUCUUUUGAGGCCAUGCCGGCAGCCAGGCCUGAGACCCGUGGGGAGGUGACUUGGAGUCAGGGGUCGUUCGCUGUUCCUGGCGGCCAAGACCUGUCCCAGACGUAUGACUACAAGGGAAUUAAACAAGAAGGGCUGUCUACCAAACCAGGAGGGACACAGGAGCUAAGGACUGAACUCAGGGAGGUGAAGGAAGAGCUCAAGGAAAAAAUGGAUGAGAUCAAACAGAUAAAGGGCAUAAUGGACAAGGAUUUUGAUAAACUCCAGGAAUUCGUAGAGAUUAUGAAGGAAAUGCAGAAGGAUAUGGAUGAGAAGAUGGAUGUUUUAAUAAAUAUGCACAAGAGCAGCAAUCCCCUUAGAAGAGGUCCAGAGGAGCAGCAGGAGUUCAGGCUGACGGCAAAGACGGACACAGACCCACAGCUCCGGCUCAAGAAAGUGGAUGGAGCUGAUGGCAUGCCACUCACUCUCCACGAGAAGAUGAUGGCACUUCAGAAACCAAAAAAGGACCCACUGGAUUCCCUUCAUCAAGGCAGGACCUGCUGCGAAAGAUGUUUGUUGUGUGCCCAGAAGAACAACUGCAGUCAGGGCAGAAAACUUCCAUGCCAUUCCUGGGCACCCUUUUCAUCCUUGGCAUCUGGAGCUGCUUUCUGA